AUGAGUCGUCAAACUCAACCCCCCCAAGCGCGACUGGGCACGGCUCUUGUCCUAGGCGGAUGCGGCUUCUUGGGGUGGCAUCUCGUAGCACGGUUAUUGAGCUGCCGAGACUAUGACCACGUCUACGUCUUGGAUCGCCAUGUGCAGGCGAAUCUCAACCGCGGCGCGACUUACGUCCAAGGCGACAUCACCGAUGUGAGUGCGCUACGCGCCCUGCUGGACGAGAUCCAGCCCUCGGUCAUUUUCCAUGCGGCUUCGCCCAUCGCGUCGCUGCCGGCCAGCAGGCAUGGCGAGUUCAUCAGGACCAAUGUCCAGGGGACCAAGGUCGUCAUCGACCUGGCGACGCAAAGUGCCUCAGUCAAGGCCCUCGUGUACACGUCUACAGUGGACGUGUAUGCCCAUCCGCCUCAUGAGAAUGUCUCGGAAGACCACCCGCUUUGGGCGCCGUCAGACAAGUCGAAUGAGUACAAUCGCACCAAGGCCAUUGGCGAUAACCUGGUUCGCGCUGCCAAUGGCGCGCAGCUUCGCACAGCCUGUUUGCGUUUAGGGCAUGCGUAUGGGGAGCGACAGUCGCAGGGACUGGCCGAGAUUCUAGGCUCCUGUCAAGGAACUAGGCCGCUUGUACAAGUUGGCAACGGGACCAACAUGAUGGAGGUCAUGUCGGCCGAGAAUUGUGCGUUGGGCCAUGUCCUCGCGGCCAAGGCGUUGCUGCACGAGCCUCAGCCAGUGGAUGACAAGAGCCGAGUGGCCGGCCAGGCGUUCAAUAUAUCGGAUGGAGCGCCCGUGCCUUUCUGGCACCACGUAAGGGUGAUAUGGGGUGUUUCCAGAGGACCCGAAGCCCUGAAUAACGUCACCGUUCUUCCGGCGUGGGUCAUGAUUGUGGCUGUUGUGCUUGUCGAGUGGCUGCUUUGGCUGUUUACGUUUGACACGGUGAAGCCCCCGACGGAGCUGCGGAGAACAAGCCUCGAGUAUUGCAUCUACUCUCACACAUAUACCAUUGAUAAAGCAAAGAAACGAUUGGGGUUUUGUCCAGUGGUGGACCACGACGCCGUGCUUGCACGUGCGGCGAGGCUUAUGCUUGACCAGCGAGCCGAGUUGGCCAAGGUUGAUUAA
Messenger RNA from Metarhizium brunneum ARSEF 3297, 1113 nucleotides. It is a transcript of the gene Nsdhl, whose product is annotated as Sterol-4-alpha-carboxylate 3-dehydrogenase, decarboxylating. Gene Ontology annotation, biological process: steroid biosynthetic process. The record is from RefSeq and is a predicted model, not a curated record. NCBI's taxonomy places the organism in Eukaryota, Fungi, Ascomycota, Sordariomycetes, Hypocreales, Clavicipitaceae. Gene Ontology annotation, molecular function: 3-beta-hydroxy-Delta5-steroid dehydrogenase (NAD+) activity.